AUGUCGACGCCAGGCUCGUCACGCAGACCGUCUCUGGCCUCGCCAUCGAGACGCCCCAAGCGCAAAGCCGCUGAUGAUACGGCUGGUCCAUCUACCAGCACAGGUCGAAGCAGGGACACAUCCAACAGCCCAUUCCAUCCCGACUCUGCAUCGUCCUCCACGACUCCGUCACCUGUCAAAAGAUCUUCCGUGUCCUCCGCACCUCGGCGGAACAGCCGGCAAGCUCGCACGUUCCAGAUCGCGGACGAAUUCGACCAGGAUCAAGAUGCACCCUACGAUGAAGAGCUCGAUGCAGACGGUGAGUACGAUGAAGAGUACCUCGACCAGGAUGCACCGGCUGAAGACGACGAGCAGGCGCUGGACCUGACCGAAGAAGCCGGAGUCGAUGCGGAUGCAGGUCCGUCCAAUUCAGCCAGUAGUACGACGCCGGCGAGGCAAUCCGCCAGACCGAAACGAAGCAACGCACCCAAUGUCUCCUACUACGCCGUGCAGCCUUUACCGAGCUUGUCAGAUGACGAGCAGGACGAGCAAGUCACACCAUCAAUACGAAAGCGAGCGAGGAAAGCCAGGCUUCCGCCCACAUCCGACGUCGAAAUCGAUGACCAAGACCACAACAAUGCGGCGGCUGUGCUGCCGCAUUCAAGAUCCCGCAGCAGAGGUACGCCUACCACUGCGCGGUCCACUUCCAAGCAGCCUUCGGGCAAAGCGCCAAGGAGGCCGGCGGAAGCAGAGGGCUUCACAAAGUCUGCAGAGCCGCAACUGUCGGAGGAAGCCAAGCAGCAGGCCAAGGCGGAAAAGGAGGCGCAGGAUCUGCAAUCUCGCUGGACCGAGGAGUACUUUGAGAUCAUCGAGCAGCUGCCCUUGGAGGUGCAUCGUACGUUUGCGCUCAUGCGAGAAUUGGAGGGGCAGAUGCAGGUGCGCGUGGGGACGAUGGUUCAAAAUAUGACUGCUUAUCGCGAUGUCAGACUGCAGAUGCAAAGGCUCAUUGAUGGCGGCGCAAAUACGGCGCUUGGCACGGAAGACAGUGGAUCUCAUCGAAGUAGCGUGGGUAGGGGAAGCGAAGACGAAGCAGAGAAUUUGCUGGGCGGGUCGCAAGACGGGCAGACGAGUCGACCGCAAUUAACAUCUCGGAGCGCAGGUGACGACGGUCAAGGCGUCGAAGCCAUCCCCGUAGAGGACGAAGGUAUAACAGAUCUGUUGGACAAGGACGCCCGACGGGAACUGCUGCGCUCCAUCUCGCUCGCUGCCAACGAGUCGGUGAAAGCGGCCGAAGAGAAAAUGGGCCUCGCUGCUACGGCGUACAACUGGAUCGAUCGUCACAUACGUCGGCUCGAUGCCGACAUCAGCAAGCUCGAGUCUAGCAUCCUCCUUGGUCUAAGGACAGGCACGGAGGAGUCGCGGGGCGCGAGGGAAGCGCUCGGACUGCCGGUCGAUGGGGAGACCGAUGAAGCAGCUGACGCGGAAGUUGACGACGGGCAGGCUCUUGCCGACGGUGUAAGCGCGGAAGCGGAGACUGCAGCUCUGACAAAGGCCGCUGGCGCAGCAAAUCGGGCACCGGGCGGGGUUGAAGCGGGCGAAAGGAGGAGCACGCGAACAACGCCGAAGAUGGGCGGUCAAGCUCAACUCAUGCCAUCACCGAGGAGCUCCGAACGCGCAGCGACACGAUCACGCUCCCGCUCCGCCUCGACUUCCGCCGUCGCCACUGCAGCCCGUCAGAAAACGACCUCUCCCGUCCCACCCGCCGCCAACCGCAUCACGCGCAAACGCAAACCCAAACCGCUCUCCCCGCAAAAAGGCGGCCGGCGAUCCAUCGUCACCACCACCCCCACCAUCAUCUCCCCCACCUCGCAAACACCUCGUCCGUCGGCCGCCGUCGUCGGACCUGACACCUCCGAGAUGCCGUUCGACCCCACCGAGCCGACGUACUGCUACUGCGAUCAGAUCUCCUUUGACGAGAUGGUGGCGUGCGACAACGACGAUUGCAGUCUCGAAUGGUUCCACUAUUCGUGUGUGGGGUUGACGAGGCCGCCGAAGAAGGAGUGGUACUGUCGAUUCUGUGCGCCCGCGGGGUGGACGGGCGAGGGGAUGGCUGUGCCGCCCAAUGCGAAGCAUAAGCCGGUCGGGUUCAAGAAGGGGGUUGGCAUCAAGGCGUAA
Molecule: messenger RNA, 2154 nt
Organism: Pseudozyma hubeiensis SY62
Lineage: Eukaryota; Fungi; Basidiomycota; Ustilaginomycetes; Ustilaginales; Ustilaginaceae
Exons: 1
Coding region: 1-2154 (717 amino acids)
Biological process (GO): regulation of DNA-templated transcription
Cellular component (GO): nucleus
Source: RefSeq, a predicted model, not a curated record